Molecule: messenger RNA, 182 nt
Organism: Dentiscutata heterogama
Lineage: Eukaryota; Fungi; Glomeromycota; Glomeromycetes; Diversisporales; Gigasporaceae
Source: the annotation of a GenBank genome assembly
UUAAAUAUACUUCAAAAGCAUUUCAUAAUGAUUCAACACUUUAUAGUGGGAUUUUGAAAUUUCCAACACCUCCAAAACUUCCUUGGACCGAGAAAGAUAUUAUAAUUUUAACAAACGGAUUAUGUCAAUCAUCAUGUGCAAUUAUAACUCAAAGAUUAGCAGAAAUUAAUGUUCUACCAUAA